This is a messenger RNA of Musa acuminata AAA Group (dessert banana), 1335 nucleotides long. Its product is annotated as protein SRC2-like. NCBI's taxonomy places the organism in Eukaryota, Viridiplantae, Streptophyta, Magnoliopsida, Zingiberales, Musaceae. Gene Ontology annotation, biological process: defense response. Bases 151 to 1203 code for a protein of 350 amino acids. The record is from RefSeq and is a predicted model, not a curated record. The transcript has a single exon.
ACUUCCGAUUCUUCCCAUCCCGAUAAAAAGUCGUCUCGUCGUCGACGACGACUUCGUUUUCUGCUGCAAAGAGAUCCAAUUCUUGGAAUCGGGAGAGGGGAGAAAGAGGAGAUUGGAGCUGCGUGUGAUUGAUUGAUUGAUCGAGUGAGGAUGGCGGCGUAUAGGACGAUCGAGGUGACGCUGAUCUCGGCCAAGGACCUCAACGAUGUCAACGUCUUCUCCAAGAUGGACGUCUACGCCGUGGUCACCAUCGCGGGCGAUCCUCGGUCCAGCCAGCGUACUCCGACAGAUAAGAACGGCGGCAAGAGCCCCUCUUGGAACGCCACCCUCCGCUUCUACGUCCCCGUUGAUCCCGCCGCAGCCGGGCGCCUCGUCCUCCACGUCCUCCUCCGUGCCGAGCGCACUCUCGGCGAUCGAGACGUUGGGGAGGUGCAGAUCCCCCUCAAGGAGCUCCUUGUGGACGGCGGAGGCAAGCCCUUGUCCGGCCCCCAGUUCGUCAGCUACCAGGUCCGCAAGACCGGGUCCGGCAAGCCCAAGGGCGUCCUCAACCUCUCCUACAAGUUCCUCGACGCCCCUGCCGCCGCGGCCGACCACGCGCCCGCGCCGCCGCCCCCCGUCGCGUAUCCUGCCGCGGCACCUCCCCCCGCAGGCUAUCCCGCUCCGGGGACGGAUUCCAAGCCCGCCGUCGCGUACCCUGCCGCAGCACCUCCUCCGCCCGCAGGCUACCCCGCUCCGGGGACGGAUUCCAAGCCCGCCAACCCCGUAACGGUGAACCCCGCCCCAGGGAGCAGCGGCCCGGCGUAUCCUCCGCCGGGGAAGGACUUCAAGACCGGUGAGCCCGCAACCGCCUACCCGCCGCCCGGCCCAUCUGAGCCCUACCCACAUGCCUACCCACCGCCGCCGCAGUACGGGUACGCGGCGCCACCUGCCGGGUACGGGUACCCGGCUCCGCCCCAGCAGUACGGCUACGCUCCUCCUCCGUCAGGGUACGGGUACCCGCCGCCACAGGCGGGGUACGGAUACGGGGCGGCGCAGCCGCCGAAGAAGAAGAAGUUCGGGGCUGGGAUGGGGGCGGGGCUUGGCGCGGGGCUCCUGGGCGGCGCCAUCGGCGGCCUCCUCAUCGGGGAUAUGGUGUCAGACGCGGGUUCUUACGACGCGGGAUACGACGCCGGCUUCGACGAUGCCGGCGGUUUCGACUUCUAAGCCUUCUGUUACGUCCUCCAUGCGGUUUUCGUUAUCUGUUUUUAGGUCCCUCCUGCUUUUAGCGUGUUAGGCAGAAGUCUCGCUUACCGUCGUUGCCAUGUAGUAUGGUAAUAAAUAUGUGGUUUCUGUUAA